AUGGACGUCGAAAUCAAGGGCGUGUCAGCGAAACACCAUGGCUCGGCCGCACAGAUCACUGUCUCGGAAUUGGAUCAUCAAGCUCCCGUUACGUUCGUCGGAGAUCGCGGCGAGGAGCAGCCACGCACCUACCGUGCUGGUGAAGCGGUGCUGGGUAAAAAGCUGAGCACGCUUGGAGCCGUUGCUCUGGCCUAUACUUCGCUCUCGACCUGGAUUGCGUAUUCGGCCAGCGCGGCCACUGCGUUGGCUAGCGGAGGUGCCAAUGUGCUCGUAUGGGGUAUGCUCAUUGUCGGAUUUGGAAACAUGGCUGCUGCUAUCACUAUAGCGGAGCCUGCAUCGCAAUUCCCCAGCGCUUCUGGUCAAGCUGCAUGGGUUUAUCGGCUUCAUGGCCGUUUCCUUUCGUACGUGACUUCUUGGGCCGUAUUGCUGGGGUACGUGUUUCUCAGCGUUGCUGGCCAGCUGAUCACGUCGACGAUCCUGCUAGCGAUGAUCAACCUCACCUUUCCGUCGUAUGUGAUCGAGAGAUGGCACGUUUCGGUGUGUUGCAUCGCAGCAGCUGUUUUCGCCUUUGCGAUUUCGAGCUUUGCAGCCAAAUUGGUGUCACGCCUAAACGUGUUUGCGUUCACGUGGUCGGUGGUGGGUUUGCUCGUUGUGGUUCUUACCCUGCUCAUCCAGUCUCGAGGCAGCUACAACACGGUCGAGUUUGCGCUGGUCGAUAUCACGAACCUGUCGGGAUGGGGCGACAACUUUGUUCCGUGGGUGCUAGGACUUUCGCAAGCUGCGUUGGCGACCACGGCGAUGGAUGCGCCGAGCCACUUUUCGGAAGAGAUGGCCGAUCCAUCACGUCAGGUGCCGUUGGCCAUCUUUGGCGGGCUGGGGGUGAGCGUCUCGGUGACGUUGGGAUACGCAUUCGUGCUCGUCUUUACGCUACCUCAACUCGAAGACAUUAUCUCAACACCGACUGGGUUCCCGUUUGCCGAGAUCCUUCGCAUCAAGACGUCGCGAUCAGGAGCGAUUAUUUUGCUACUGAUCCCCCUGAUCUCGUUCUUGAUUACCAUGGCGGAUGUGGUGAUGGCCACGAGUAGGUGCAUCUACGGCUUUUCUCGGCAACGCGGAUUUCCAUUCUCGAGCUACUUUGGUACCAUCAACGCCAGCUUUGACUCGCCGAUACGUGCUGGUCUGGUGGUGUUGAUCAGCCAAAGCCUGAUUUGCUUGAUCUACAUUGGCAAUACGGCAGCUUUCAAUGCACUCGUCUCGGCACCUACGCAACUGCUGGCAGUGUCUUACUCGAUUGUUGCCUACGUCUGCCUUGUCUCGAGAUGGAAGGCAGGCAAACAAAGAGCAUUGACCGGCACUGACAAGACAGGCAGCGUCGGUACCAACUCGCCGGGCUCAGAAUAUGAAAGUGCAUGGAAUCCACCGUUCAAGAUGCCGACGUGGCUGACUGUCUCAGCCAACGUGACCACCAUCGUCUUUACGGUGCUGCUCUGCGUUUUUCUUUCACUGCCGCCGACGUACCCUGUGACGAGCGCCAAUAUGAACUACACUUCGGUGUUUUUGGUGGGCAGCUUUGUCUUUCCAGCCGUGUGUUGGAGCCGCUACAAGGGAGUAUACAAAGGACCGCUGGUGCAUUGA
Mycosarcoma maydis (corn smut) is the source of this 1635-nucleotide messenger RNA. RefSeq lists its product as uncharacterized. Gene Ontology annotation, molecular function: transmembrane transporter activity. Gene Ontology annotation, cellular component: membrane. NCBI's taxonomy places the organism in Eukaryota, Fungi, Basidiomycota, Ustilaginomycetes, Ustilaginales. Gene Ontology annotation, biological process: transmembrane transport. The coding region runs from base 1 to 1635 and encodes 544 amino acids. The record is from RefSeq and is a predicted model, not a curated record. The transcript has a single exon.